AUGGCUCCGAAACAUGGCCUGAAUGGUUCAAAUACGUCUUUGACCAAACGCGCAAGGGCAGAACCUUCAGAACCUACAUCUAUGAGCCCUCCUGCAUAUGUGCACGAUUCAAUAUCCUUCGAGAUCAAAAUCCCGGUUAUGAAUACGAGUAAAAAAGCAAAGGAGUCAAAACAAAAUGCGGAAUGGAGAUCGCAGGCAGAGGAACAUAUAUCACCAUUUCAAGGAUUUAAUGCUUCUGAGAAAGAACUCAAUUAUCACUAUACUGUUGUGCCCAAUACAGAGUGGAUGUCCAUGAGGGAAUACAAGAAGUUUAUACUCCAAGGCGAUACUUAUAAAAACAACCAAUUUGUCUACGUAAAGGGCAAGACAGAAGAAGGCACGGAACCGAGGGACUUUUGGACAGCAAGAAUAUUACAGGUUAGAGCUAAGGAUCCGCAGCAUGUUUAUGCCUUGGUUGCCUGGAUGUAUUGGCCAGAAGAAUUACCAGCAACAGCCAAAGCUGCGGGCGAGACAUCGGUAAAGCCAGGACGGAGGAAAUAUCACGGCAACUUAGAACUCAUUGCGAGUAAUUAUUUGGAUGUUGUAGACGUAUUGACUAUUGCAGGAAAGAUAGACCUGGUGCCGUUUUCUGAAAAGCUUGUUGACAACGCAGUGUCUGAACCAGCGCCUGGCAUGUUUUACUGGCGUCAAACGUUUUGUAGAGCCACUCAAAGACUUUCGGACUUGCCGGUCUAUUGUCUUUGCAAUGGCCACUACAACCCCGAUGUUCGCGAGUAUGAGCAUAUUUGCGACAAUAAAGCUUGUCAAAUUCUUUACCAUCCGCAGUGUUUGGUAGAGGAUGCUCUUGCCAAAAAAUAUUACGAGGAAUACCCUCAAAAUGGGACAGGACCAAGAGCGAAUGGAACCAAGCCUAAAGACAAAAAGAAAAAGGGUGGAAAGUCGAAAGAGAAGAUCUACUCAAAAACCUUCAAUGGACAAUUAGUACAUGACCAUGAUGAGCAGACUCCACCAAUGAUUAAAAUUACCGACAUGAGAUCGAAUCCUCCUACGGAAAUCCUGCAGCGAGUUACAUGUCCAAAGUGCUCAACUCUUUUUGAAUGA
Molecule: messenger RNA, 1101 nt
Organism: Sclerotinia sclerotiorum 1980 UF-70
Lineage: Eukaryota; Fungi; Ascomycota; Leotiomycetes; Helotiales; Sclerotiniaceae
Exons: 4
Coding region: 1-1101 (366 amino acids)
Molecular function (GO): chromatin binding
Source: RefSeq, a predicted model, not a curated record